Messenger RNA from Hordeum vulgare subsp. vulgare (domesticated barley), 782 nucleotides. Its product is annotated as peroxisomal adenine nucleotide carrier 1-like. Gene Ontology annotation, cellular component: peroxisomal membrane. Gene Ontology annotation, molecular function: ADP transmembrane transporter activity; ATP transmembrane transporter activity. Lineage: Eukaryota; Viridiplantae; Streptophyta; Magnoliopsida; Poales; Poaceae. The transcript has 3 exons. Gene Ontology annotation, biological process: fatty acid beta-oxidation; ADP transport; peroxisome organization. Bases 1 to 765 code for a protein of 254 amino acids. The record is from RefSeq and is a predicted model, not a curated record.
AUGACGAUCAACAAGGCGCAAGGACAUACCAUACCGAUUUUCGGGGUGUACCUACCAGAUCCGAUUUUCUCUCACGGUCAGCUCUACGUUGCAUUGUCUAGAGCCACCGCGAAGAGGAACAUUAAGAUUCUCGCCAUCAAGGACGACGACAAGGGUAAAGGCAAGGGCAAGGAACAAAGCAAGAAUUCCAAGAAGCGAAAAAGAUUUGAGCCCUUAUUAACGACCAUGAAGAACAUACUUUAUUUAUUUUUUUCUUUUCGUGCACGUGUUAACAUUUGUUUUGUGUUUAAUCCUUUGCAGUACACAGUGUUUGAUCAGCUUAAGCAAAAGCUAAUCCUGAGGCAGACGCGUAAAAAUGCAGAAUCAGCAAGUGAUUCUUCCCCGGUUGCUCUUUCUGCAUUCUCGGCAUUCCUCCUUGGUGCCAUCUCAAAAAGUGUUGCUACUAUCUUGACUUACCCAUUAAUCAGGUGCAAGGUCAUGAUUCAGGCUGCAGACCCCGAUGAUGACGAUGAGGACGAAUCUGAAAGGACAGGGCCAGGCAAUUCAAGGCACACCAAAACAAUGUUGGGUGCUAUGCAUGCAAUGUGGAACAAGGAAGGCAUCCCAGGCUUCUUCAAAGGAUUACAUGCUCAGAUACUAAAGACGGUUCUGAGCUCUGCAUUACUGCUGAUGAUAAAACAGAAGAUUUCAAAGUUCACCUGGAUCUCGCUGCUAGCCCUGCGGCGAUAUGUCUUUGUUUCUCGGAAGAGAAUCAAGAGUGCAUAAUUGUAUCAUAUGCCAGA